Messenger RNA from Coregonus clupeaformis (lake whitefish), 2391 nucleotides. RefSeq names its product PDZ and LIM domain protein 5-like. The coding region runs from base 115 to 2013 and encodes 632 amino acids. The transcript is spliced from 13 exons. Gene Ontology annotation, molecular function: actin binding; muscle alpha-actinin binding. Lineage: Eukaryota; Metazoa; Chordata; Actinopteri; Salmoniformes; Salmonidae. Gene Ontology annotation, cellular component: Z disc; stress fiber; filamentous actin. Gene Ontology annotation, biological process: muscle structure development; heart development; actin cytoskeleton organization. The record is from RefSeq and is a predicted model, not a curated record.
UCCGUUAACUUCAGUUCAGUCCGAAACUCGUGGUAGCGGCAGAACGGUGACACGCUUUCACAUCUCAACACCUCGACUAAACCGGCUUUGCCUCAUACACAAAAAAAGAGAAUCAUGAGCAGCAACUACAGUGUCUCCCUGGUUGGCCCCGCCCCCUGGGGCUUCAGACUGCAGGGAGGAAAGGACUUCUGUCUGCCCCUCACUAUCUCACGGCUGACCGAUGGGGGCAAGGCAGCCAAAGCCAAAAUCAGUGUGGGAGAUGUAGUUCUGUCUAUCGACGGCAUCGCCACCAACAGCAUGAACCACCUGGAGGCCCAGAACAAGAUCAAAGCCUGCACAGAAAACCUCAACCUCACCCUGCAGAGAGCUUCCAGUGUUCCCAAGGCUGAUGCACCAAAGGACGAACCGCUGGAGAUCAUUAAGCCCGUGCCAAUCACCUACCCAGCCCCACCAUCCACAUUCACCAGCCCCUCCCCCCAACCCAGUGCUGCCUACAAUAAGACAGCCCGCCCCUUUGGCGGGGGUAGCAAUGUGGGUGCGGUCACUUCCUCCCUGACCGCCCCAAAGGUGGCCUCCAUCCCUUCUGCAUCGUCUGCUUUCACCCCCGCCGCCCCCUCCUCCCAGCAGCCCCAGCCUCCCUUCCCACUAGGCAGCCACUCCCGCUCUCCAGCCCCACCCAUCGCAGCCCCAACCAUCGCAGCCCCACCUAGCUCAGCCCCACCCCCCAGACCCAGCUCUGGCCGCUCCCCCUUCACCACCCCCUCCUCGUCCUCCUCCUCAUCCCCGGCCAGAGUGACAGCACCCUCCUCCAAUCCCGGUGCUCCGCAGUCCUCUUGCUAUAACACGCCCAUCAACCUAUACUCCAACACCAACGCCUGUGAGGUGGCCAUGGGACAGAGGCGGGGCCUGUUGGAAGCCCAGGGUGUGGUGGUCGACCAGAUCAAAGAGCAGUUCAAUGGGAACAGAGUUGAACCAGAGUUGAACCAUGCCUCGCCACUCAGUGAGGCCAGUAAGAAGCGUAUGAUCGAGGACACAGAGGACUGGCAUCCUCGCACUGGCACCUCCCAGUCCAGGUCCUUCAGAAUCCUGGCUCAGAUCACUGGCACAGAGAACGCCCAAGCCCAGGAGAACAGCACUGGAAAGAAUGAAGUUGUUGAGGAUGCCAUGCCCAGUGCUCACGUCACAACAUCAGUGAAGACCAUGACCAAAGUCUCAGGUGCCCCCAGGAAUGGUAACGGUGUCCCCCCACCCACCUUCAAGACCCCCUCUGCCCAGGUCAAACCCUCCUGGCCGGCUGGAGGUCCAGCAGGUUUCCCUAAGGGUGGAGCGGCGCCCUCUUUUGGCCGGGUUAGCAACACUGCACCAGUACCUGCAGUACCCAAAGGUCCUGACCGCCCUGCCCCCCAGGCGCACCCCAAGGACCAGGACUCCCUGGUGCAACGGGCCGAGCACAUCGCAGCAGGAACACGCACACCCAUGUGUGGCCACUGUGACAAGGUCAUCAGAGGUCCGUUCCUGGUGGCCAUGGGCAUGUCGUGGCACCCUGAGGAGUUUAACUGUUCCCACUGCCACACGUCUCUGGUGGAGUCAGGCUUUGUGGAGGAGAGGGGAACAGUGUACUGUGCUCACUGCUAUGAAGAGUUCUUUGCCCCUACCUGCACCAGCUGCAAGCAGAAGGUCCUGGGGGAAGUCAUCAAUGCCCUGAAGCAGACCUGGCAUGUGUACUGCUUCCUGUGUGCAUCCUGCCAGCAGCCAAUCAGAAACAACACCUUCCACAUGGAGGACGGGCUGCCAUACUGCGAAAGAGAUUACUACCAACUCUUCGGUACCAGUUGCCAUGGUUGCGACUUCCCCAUCGAGGCAGGAGACAAGUUUCUGGAGGCGUUGGGAUUCACCUGGCAUGAUACCUGCUUCGUAUGUGCAGUCUGCAGCACCAGUUUGGAGGGCCAAGCCUUCUUCUCUAAAAAGGACAAGGCUCUGUGCAAGAAACACGCCCACACAGUCAAUAUCUGACCCGCCCCCAGGAGUGAAGAACAGAGGAAAACAGAGAAAUAAUCUAUUCUGUCAGCUGUAGAUAUUUUUGGUAGUUUUAAAAGAUUGAUUUAUCUGAUUAUGACAUUUAUUAACAGACAUGUUUGUUGAUGGGAAUUUAAGCUUUAUUUUAUCUUCUUUGAUAUUUCUGUGUGUAGUUUACCAUUCACCGCUUGUGCCAUAUAAGGGGAAAAUAUGAUGCUCAAAUUAAGGUAUGAUAAAAGUACCUACUGUAUUUUCAACAUUAAUUAAUUUCAUAAAUGCAAAAUCCACUACAUACUGUAUGAUCCCAUAUAAUUUAUGUAGUUUAAUAAUUAAAGUGUUAUUUUAGUAUAAGAUUAAAAUCAAUAUAUUACCUUA